Oryza sativa Japonica Group (Japanese rice) is the source of this 1042-nucleotide messenger RNA. Its product is annotated as glutathione transferase GST 23. Gene Ontology annotation, cellular component: cytoplasm. Gene Ontology annotation, molecular function: glutathione transferase activity. The record is from RefSeq and is a predicted model, not a curated record. Lineage: Eukaryota; Viridiplantae; Streptophyta; Magnoliopsida; Poales; Poaceae. Gene Ontology annotation, biological process: glutathione metabolic process.
AUCAGCCGCUUAAAAUGUAGAGUACUCCCAAGCAACGUUGACUUGACUUCCCAACUCCCAACUCCCAACUUCCCAAGCCUUUUUAAUCCCAAAGAGGGGAUCAGCAGCUGCAAGUGCAUCAGCAGCGAGUUCCAGCCAUGGCAGCAGACAAGGGAGUGAAGGUGUUCGGCAUGUGGGCGAGCCCCAUGGCGAUCCGUGUGGAGUGGGCGCUCCGGCUCAAGGGCGUCGACUACGAGUACGUCGACGAGGACCUCGCCAACAAGAGCGAGGCGCUGCUCCGGCACAACCCGGUGACCAAGAAGGUGCCCGUGCUGGUCCACGACGGCAAGCCUCUCGCCGAGUCCACCGUCAUCGUCGAGUACAUCGACGAGGCCUGGAAGCACGGCUACCCCAUCAUGCCCUCCGACCCCUUCGACCGUGCUCAGGCGAGGUUCUGGGCCAGGUUCGCUGAAGAGAAGUGCAACGCUGCUCUGUACCCGAUCUUCAUGACGACCGGAGAGGAGCAGAGAAAGCUGGUGCACGAGGCCCAGCAGUGCCUGAAGACGCUGGAGACGGCCCUGGAGGGGAAGAAGUUCUUCGGCGGCGACGCCUUCGGCUACCUUGACAUCGUCACCGGGUGGUUCGCCUACUGGCUGCCGGUCAUCGAGGAGGCCUGCGGCGUCGAAGUCGUCACCGACGAGGCGCUGCCCCUGAUGAAGGCCUGGUUCGACCGGGUCCUCGCCGUCGACGCCGUGAAGGCGGUCCUGCCGCCGAGGGACAAGCUCGUCGCGCUCAACAAGGCUCGCCGUGAGCAGAUCCUCUCGGCGUAGAGAGCACGGUCACUUCAGCUCCCCAGCUAGUACGUUUCAUCUCCAUGGUCCAUGGUUAAACAAUAAGUUCGUCACAAGCACAUUGUGCAGAAGUAGUAGAUGCUCGAAGCAUGAUCCGUCUUAGAGAGACAAACUUAAUGCUCUAUGAUAUGUUAUCCAGUGUACAAUAUUGCCUACUUAAUUAUUUCCUCAAGAGGAAAAAUACAGUACAGUUUUGUACUUUUGUAGUGAUC